UGAUUCUAUUCUAUUCAUUUUAUUUCCCUUUUCUACUUCUUUUAUACAUAGUCAUCAUCCUCCCCUCCAGCCAGAUGCUUCACUGCUCUUUUCCAAUCCAUACAUAUCCACCUCCGCCUCCACCUCCACCUCCAUCAUCCUGACGCAUCCCGUUCCGAUCUUCCUCAUCGUGAACCCCGUUGUCAUUCCUCCUCCUCAUAUGGCACCGGUGGUUGCGGCGAAUCCCAGAGUGGAUGAUCAAUCGGCUUACAUUCCUCCUCCGAAACAGAGUCCAACUCGUUACUCGGCGUAAGCUGAGUUGGUUCUUCCACCUGGAAUUUAUCCUUGAUUUUCUAUUUAUUUAUUCGGUUUAUACUUUGACUUUGACUUUUGACUUCGAUCAUCUAUAUUAUAAUUUCCCCCCCUCUUUUGUUUUGUUACUGGAUGGUACAUAGUGAACUUGAAGUGAACGUCUGUUGUCUAUUUGGAUUGAAGAAGUUCGUUCUCUGGUCUAUUUCACGAGGCUCUGACGGAUAGAACUGUCAAGACAGACGAUAGAGAAGAAGAGGAAGAAAAAGAUAUAAAAAAAAAAACGAAAAAACAAGGAAAGAAAAGA
This is a messenger RNA of Aspergillus candidus, 595 nucleotides long. RefSeq lists its product as uncharacterized. Lineage: Eukaryota; Fungi; Ascomycota; Eurotiomycetes; Eurotiales; Aspergillaceae. The record is from RefSeq and is a predicted model, not a curated record. The coding region runs from base 234 to 434 and encodes 66 amino acids. The transcript has a single exon.